Messenger RNA from Fraxinus pennsylvanica, 333 nucleotides. Lineage: Eukaryota; Viridiplantae; Streptophyta; Magnoliopsida; Lamiales; Oleaceae. The record is from the annotation of a GenBank genome assembly.
AUGUAUGAUGGUAGCGAUGGAAGAUCUAAAUGUGCCAUAUAUUAUAAAUUAUUUCUUCUCGCAUUGAGGCAAAGUUGCAAAAAUGUGCAAGUCCAUGACUAUGAGAGGUCGAACAGAGUUUAUAACUAUAACCUGGAUCUUUGUGUUCCCUUCUAUUUAACAGUUGGAGAUGACGGGAAUAGAAAGAAGAUGUCGAUUACGCAUGUUGAUGAACCAGGUAAAUGUCCCGAACCAUCCAUCACGCUGGAUUAUUUUAUGGGUGGAUUCCGUGCGUGCAAUUUUACAUCGGGUCCAGAAGCUGCUAAGUUUUGUUGGGAUCAACAACCUGAAUAG